UGCAGGAUUCACACAGAGAGGGAGUAAACCGAGAACAAGAGAUACAGCUUGCUGCAAGACUCCUCACUUCUGGAUUUCUAUGUCUUGAAUAUCUCUAAUGAUGCACAAUGACCUCAGUUUCUAAACCUUCACUGGAUUACAGAACAGAGGAAUAAAUCACCACGUCGCAAGACGAAGAGCGUGAGGAGGACUUCAGAAUGCUAUGUGAAUUGCAGGGUUUUUACUCUUGGUCUUUAUAGAUCUGCAAACUUGUAAUUCUCAAUGAUGACUUCAUCAUCUGUUGGACACCACUGAAUUUCUAUUCAAUUUGUUUGGACCUAUUAGACUGCAGCUUACAAUAACUUCAACACCAGAGACAGAAGGAUGAACGGGUUGACAGAGACCUCAGUGAAAUGCGUACUGGUUGGGGACUGUGCAGUGGGUAAAACUGCACUUCUUGUGCGGUUUACUUCUGAAACGUUCCCAGACAGCUAUAGACCCACUGUCUAUGAAAACACUGGAGUUGAUGUAUUCAUGGAUGGAAUCCAGAUCAGCUUGGGACUGUGGGAUACAGCAGGACAUGAUACGUUCCGCCAAAUCCGCCCCAUGUCCUAUCAGCAGGCAGAUGUGGUUCUGCUAUGUUAUUCGGUAGCAAAUCCAAAUUCGUUAAGCAAUUUGCGGCACAAAUGGAUCACCGAAGUGAGGGAAUUUCUUCCGAAGGUGCCUGUGCUGGUUGUUGCCACACAGACAGACCAUCGUGAGAUGGGCCCGUAUCGUGCCAACUGCACCACGGCCUCGGAGGGCAAACAGGUGGCACAAGAGAUCCGUGCCAAAGGGUAUCUGGAAUGCUCGGCUCUCAGCAAUCGUGGCGUGCAGCAGGUUUUUGAGUGUGCCGUUCGAACGGCUGUUAAUCGGGCACGGAGACGGACAAGGCGGAGACUCCAAGACUUUAAUCCCUGUAAAGUCUCCUGAAUGCUUUUAAAACGUGGAUGAAAUUGAAUUCUUAUCACUAAGAUAAAAUUGUUUCUUCUCACACACAAAACCAACUAACUAAAGCCUCAACAAAGACUUCUGAACACUGAUGUCUUAAUACUGUUUACCUAAAAGACUAUUUGAUUUUGAGUCCUCUAGUCAGGAAA
Rhinichthys klamathensis goyatoka is the source of this 1118-nucleotide messenger RNA. RefSeq names its product ras homolog family member H (gene rhoh). The transcript has a single exon. Lineage: Eukaryota; Metazoa; Chordata; Actinopteri; Cypriniformes; Leuciscidae. The record is from RefSeq and is a predicted model, not a curated record. Gene Ontology annotation, biological process: small GTPase-mediated signal transduction. Bases 364 to 951 code for a protein of 195 amino acids. Gene Ontology annotation, molecular function: GTP binding; GTPase activity.